Molecule: messenger RNA, 471 nt
Organism: Ruditapes philippinarum (Manila clam)
Lineage: Eukaryota; Metazoa; Mollusca; Bivalvia; Venerida; Veneridae
Product: ganglioside GM2 activator-like
Exons: 2
Coding region: 1-471 (156 amino acids)
Biological process (GO): ganglioside catabolic process; lipid transport
Cellular component (GO): cytoplasmic side of plasma membrane
Molecular function (GO): enzyme activator activity; lipid carrier activity
Source: RefSeq, a predicted model, not a curated record
AUGCACAACUUGAAGGUGAAAGUAUUGUGGAAAAGGCCUUUAGAAUCAUUCUAUUCAAAAAGACUUUAUCAUAUCUGUUUACUAAGAAACUUAUAUAUUGUAAUCACACAGAAUAAAGCAAGAAGUCUGCCGGUCAAGUUGAAGACAUUCUCUUUCUCAGACUGUGGAGGACCUAACGCAUUGAUAAACUUAAACCAAAUUGAAGUCACACCAGACCCUCUGGACUUCCCUGGUCCUCUCAAUGUCGUGGCGAACUUUAAAAUCAACAGUGAUGUAGGGUCACCGAUGGUGGGCGAUGUAUUAAUUGAAAAGAAAGUCUUUGGAAAGUUUGUGAAAGUUCCAUGUAUUGACAACUUUGGUUCCUGUCAUUACCCUGACUUUUGUGAACUUCUAGAACAGGUUCAGUGCCCUGACCCCAUUAAGAGAAUUGGAAUCGAUUGUACAUGUCCAUUGAAGGCGAUAGGUUAUUAA